AUGUGGACUCUUGAGGACAAGCGCUCGGCCGCUCAGAACUCGGAACCCGAUCCUGCUCGGAUACCGUUGCUGGAACAAAGGGCCUCCGGGGUCCCAAGAUGGAACCCUCCCGUGGAGCCAACCCCGCCGCCAUCUCCUCACUCUCCUCGUCCUCCUCCUUAUGAACCGCCUUUGUCUGGAGCAAGAUUUCAGGCACCUCCGCCGCCUCCGGUAUUCCAUGCUCCUCCUCAGGCCUACUACGCAGGCCCCCGCGUUAUUCACACCACUGUGUUCACCGGGGUGCCUAUGGUGGUGUCUUCCAAGCCCAUCCACUACGCGUGUCCGUACUGCGGGAACUACAUUGUCACGGUGACCACCCCGGUCCCGGGGAUCCUCAGCUGGCUGCUGUGCACAGGCCUCUUCCUGUUUGGGUGUGUCCUGGGCUGCUGUCUCCUCCCCUGCUGCAUGUCCAGUUUAAUGGACGUGAGUCACUCGUGUCCCGUGUGCGGGCAGGAACUCUUCCGCUUCCACCGCCUGUGA
Messenger RNA from Pipistrellus nathusii (Nathusius's pipistrelle), 519 nucleotides. The record is from the annotation of a GenBank genome assembly. NCBI's taxonomy places the organism in Eukaryota, Metazoa, Chordata, Mammalia, Chiroptera, Vespertilionidae.